Messenger RNA from Rhipicephalus microplus (southern cattle tick), 501 nucleotides. RefSeq names its product E3 ubiquitin-protein ligase MARCHF2-like. Gene Ontology annotation, biological process: protein ubiquitination. Lineage: Eukaryota; Metazoa; Arthropoda; Arachnida; Ixodida; Ixodidae. Gene Ontology annotation, molecular function: ubiquitin-protein transferase activity; zinc ion binding. The record is from RefSeq and is a predicted model, not a curated record.
AUGACAUUCAGUGUCGCUCGUGCAGGCAGCAUCGGCUUCGCACACAAGCCCUGCAUGGAACGAUGGGUCUCGGAACGUAGGGAAGAAGAGUGCAACAUCUGCCACUAUAGCUACCCCAUCCAACGGAAAACGAGGACCUUCCGCGACCUACUGCGGCACCCGGAGGGUCGCAAGGAACCUCUUGUGUACGCGAUGCUGGGAGUCCUCUUCAGCCUGAGCCUGCUACACGUGUUCGCGUUCGCCUGGAUACUGAGCGUGCGCAUGUGGGGCCGUCUGUCCUGGACAUACCAGGUGCUGAACGCCGCUGCUCUUCUGGGCCAGUCCCUGCUCUGGUCCGUGUUUCCCAUCGUAGCCUUCAGGAUGGCAUGGGAGAGCUCGUGCCGCUGGUGCCAGAUGAACGCCGAGAUGCGCAUCCUGUUGCCAGAGGACAGCGAGAGCGGACCGACGCGUGGCGGCCAUCCUCCGUGCCAAGCCCGGAAGGCGCCACUGGCCCCAAACUGA